Corvus hawaiiensis (hawaiian crow) is the source of this 1724-nucleotide messenger RNA. RefSeq names its product POU class 6 homeobox 1 (gene POU6F1). Gene Ontology annotation, molecular function: DNA-binding transcription factor activity, RNA polymerase II-specific; RNA polymerase II cis-regulatory region sequence-specific DNA binding. The record is from RefSeq and is a predicted model, not a curated record. NCBI's taxonomy places the organism in Eukaryota, Metazoa, Chordata, Aves, Passeriformes, Corvidae. Gene Ontology annotation, biological process: regulation of transcription by RNA polymerase II.
AUGGCAGCGGGCUUCGGGUCAUUCACCAUUAACGUCCCGGUCCCGGCCAUGCUCCUGCAGAGCCAAAGCAGCGUCGUCGCCCGUCCCCGUCCCCUCGAGCCACGCCCGAGCCAGCCCGGCGUGACCCACCUGGCCGUGCAGGCCGCCCCACAGGUGUUGGCUCAGGAAAGCUUAGCCACAGGUGUGACAGGAGUAAUGGUUCCGGCAGGGACAGUUACUCAACCUCUUCUUAUCCCAAUCAGUAUUGCAGGUCAGGUGACAGGCCAGCAGGCGCUGGCCCUGGUGACAAUUCCCACAGCAACGCUCGCCGCGCUCCCGGGACUGACGCCGGCGGCACCUGCGGGGGCGAUUUUCAAACCGCCCGUAGCCAAUCUCACAGCCGCUGCCGUGCUCAGCCCCGCCAUCCCGGCCAUCCCGGCGGGUCCCGGCGCCGCGGCCGCCCCCGCUGCCCCCGGGGCAGCCCCCGCUGCUGCCCCAGCCCCCCGGCGCCCACCCCCCCAAAGGACCCCCCCGAUGUCCGUGCAGCCCCCGAUGUCCGUGCAGCCCCAGAUCACCGGACUGGCCUUUAACCCCGGCAUACUCACGGCAGCUCUGGGGGCGCAGCCGCAGCUCCUGGGGUCCCUCAGUGCCCCCCCCGUGAUCGCCAACCCCCUCCCCAGCGUCCAGGGGAUCCCAGGGCAGCUCCUGACCAACGCCCAGGGCCAGGUGAUCGGGACCCUGCCGUGGGUCGUGGCCCCCCCCGGGGUGGCCGCGGCCGCCCCCACGCCGGCCCCCCCCAGCCUGCAGGUGACGCCGGUGACGCCGCAGCUGCUGCUCAACGCGCAGGGCCAGGUCAUCGCCACGCUGGCCACAGCCCACGCUGACCGCGGGGGCCACGCUGGCCACCGCCCCCCCCGCACCGGCCCCCCGGCAAGAAAAAUGGGCCCGCUGAGCCCCCCCGUCAAGAGCGAGGUCCAGCCCAUCCAGCCGGCCCCAGCCGGGGUGGGGACGAGCCCUGCGCCCGUGGCCAAGGUGUCGCCAUCCCCAGUGCCCAUCACGUGCUCCGAGACCCCCACCGUGAGCCAGCUGGUGUCCAGGGUUCACAGCCCCCGUGUCCCACCCCAGAACCCCCGCCCCACCCAGCGCCGAGGAGGAUUGGGAUCAAACCUGGAGGAAAUCCGGGAAUUCGCCAAGAACUUCAAACUGCGGCGCCUCUCGCUGGGGCUGACCCAGACCCAGGUGGGGCAGGCCCUGACGGCCACCGAGGGCCCUGCCUACAGCCAGUCGGCCAUCUGCAGGUUCGAGAAGCUGGACAUCACGCCCAAGAGCGCGCAGAAGCUGAAGCCGGUGCUGGAGAAGUGGCUGCGCGAGGCAGAGCAGCGGCAGCGCGAGGGGCAGCAGCACCUGCUGGAGUUCGUGGGGGGCGAGCCGGGCAAGAAGCGGAAGCGCCGCACAUCCUUCACCCCGCAGGCGCUCGAGGCCCUGAACGCGCACUUCGAGCGCAACGCGCUGCCCACGGGCGCCGAGAUCACGCGCAUCGCGCAGGAGCUGCGCUACGAGCGCGAGGUCGUGCGCGUCUGGUUCUGCAACCGCCGCCAGACCCUCAAGAACACCAGCAAGCUCAACGUCUUCCACGUGCCCUGAGCUGGGGUGCUGGCAACGCCCCGGGCGGCCCCCGGCCCGCUGCCGUCAGCGCUUUGGCCGCUGGUUCUGUCCCUCACCGCCACCCACGCCCGUAGCUGUGU